Messenger RNA from Ogataea polymorpha, 684 nucleotides. RefSeq lists its product as uncharacterized. The transcript has a single exon. NCBI's taxonomy places the organism in Eukaryota, Fungi, Ascomycota, Pichiomycetes, Pichiales, Pichiaceae. The record is from RefSeq and is a predicted model, not a curated record. The coding region runs from base 1 to 684 and encodes 227 amino acids.
AUGUUCAUGAUUCCUACACAACCGAACGUUGGAACCCAUCAGAUCAAGCAUUUGACUGGUUCAGAGAUCGGAAAGGCCCUGGGCCGUGGCAACAACCCAGAUACCGAACCGGACUCUGAAUUCGUUCUCGCAAGCAAUCAACCAGGAGAUAUAGUUCCACAAGAGAUUAUCAGUCCGACAAAAGAAGAACAAGAGAUAGAGGAUCGCGAGGCGAUCAAGGCCAUUUCAAGGGAGCUAUCGAAACUGGAUAAUGAAGGCGCCGGAUCGGUGGAGGUGAACAAAGAAAAAAGUCACUUCAAUGACAAGUUGGAGGAGGUGGACGCUACAAGUGAUACAAAGGGCAGACUAGUUGUGAAAGAAGAGGAAACAAAUGCCGUCGACGAGCAUGUAAAGGUGUUUGAUGAGCCUGUUUCAAAAAAGGAAGAGUCUGAGGGAAAGCCACUUUCGGCCUACGAAAAACCCGAAGAUACCUCCUUUACGUCAGAAAGAAGUCACAACUCAAAUGAUCGUAACGAAGACUAUCAAUCAGGCCCAAAGUCUGAGUCGCAACCGGAACCUGCGAAGAAACAGACCAAGGCUAAUUCUAGGAGGCCUAAAAAUUUGGGCAAAAUUAGCGACAACAGAGUUUUAGGCACCGAAGAUGGACCACCAAGCUCAAAAAGAUUGGCUCAAAGAUCAAGAUGA